AUUUAUCUUCUUUCACCCCAAAAUCUUCACUUUCCUCAACAACAAUUCUUGGCGUUUCAAAAAUGGAGAACUUUGGAGGCGACCAUGAGGGAGAGUUUAGGAAACUUAUAAGUGAGCUUGCAGAAGGGCGGGACGCCGCGGCAAAGCUCCAGAUGAUUCUGAAUGGGCCGCUCCCGGCCCAUUCGGAUCACGAGUUAUUAUUGCUUCACAAUGUCAUUUCCUCCUACAACAAGGCCCUCGCCAUGCUCAACUACAACAACCCGUACUCCGAGAGCACUCAUCCCGUGCCACCGGGUCCCGCAUUCGGAACAGAAUCUUCUUCCGCAUUUACGGGAAGCCCUCACAGUGAAGAGGACUCAGACCGCGGGGGUGAUGGUUCGCGUAAGAGAAAAGCUCCUCGUUGGACGCAGAAAGUUCAGGCGUGUCACGAGUCUGGGUUUGAAGGAUAUCCCGAUGACGGCUAUAUCUGGAGAAAGUAUGGGCAGAAAGACAUCCUUGGGACCAGAUAUCCGAGGGGCUAUUUUAGAUGCACACAUAGACAUGCCCAAGGUUGUUUGGCCACCAAACAAGUCCAAAGAUCCGACGAGGAUCCCAACAUUUUCAACAUCACAUACUGCAGAAACCACACCUGCAACCAGCCGCAGACCGGCGGAGCCGCCAGCCACCACCAGCUGCCGCCCCAGAACCCGGCGGAGAGCCAAUUGUCCAUUAACCCCAUCACCCAAGUGUCCCAACAAGAAACUAUCCACCACCAUGAAAACCACCCAUUGUCUUACCAUUACUUUGACGACUUCCCUUCAACCACAAACGCCGCAACGGAUCAUCACCACCGCUAUGGUUUCCAGCAGCACUACGACCCGAAUUUCGGAUGGAAUGCGUCUUCGCCAAGCGGCUUCGGCCUUGUUGAAGGCAACCAGCGUGCAUUAUUUGCACCUAUUUAUCGUUUGACCAUUUGACAAUGGAAGAACAAUUCAAUAUACAGAAUAUUUUUUCCCUCUUAUCAAAUUCUACAUGGUAUCAGAGCGAGUUCUGAAUUCUUGAGACCUCAAAC
Molecule: messenger RNA, 1051 nt
Organism: Cuscuta campestris
Lineage: Eukaryota; Viridiplantae; Streptophyta; Magnoliopsida; Solanales; Convolvulaceae
Source: the annotation of a GenBank genome assembly